AUGUCCCCGAAAACGCCUCCUGAGCCGCCCGGCCAACACCACGAAGAGUCGAAACUCAACUUUGGCUCGCCAACGCCUGUGUUUCUGGGUCUGUCUCCUGCAGAGGCAUUGCUCCCUGCCUCCCAGGCGGAACCUUCAGAUGUUGUCAAGAAUGGUAUAGCACCUGUUCCUUUCAGCACUGAAGUUCAAUCAAACCCUUCUCCUCCUGCCCUGGAACCCUUGUCCGGGCUGCUUGCUACCGGACUGGCCGGAUGCCCUCUUCCUUCGCAAAUCAGCCGAAACAUCCCACCGACAAAGGCGAUUUCCAACCAUCCUCGACUGACUAUGAGUACCGAACAAGCCUUCAUGAACAUGUUCCGUGUAACUCAUACACCACACGUUGACCCGGUCCAGGACCCUACCAUCGCUCAAGUCGAGGCGGCACGGGAAGACUACAUUGUUCGGUUGAUGGAUGCAAUGCACAAUUUGACGAACAUAUACGACAAAUUGAACAAAGAGGGAACAUACACAAAUAGAGUACAAAUGUUCCAUCCGGUUGACAAUGCCGAACAUGGUUGGUACGUCGGGCAAGAUUUUGUGGAAUCGCGCUGCCACGUUCUAUUCGAAGUUAUCAUAGAUCGCUGCCGUAAGGGAUUCAGGGGCCAAGCCAAACAAGAUCUUGCACGUAAGACAAAGCCUAGAAACGGGUUCGUGAAGGAUGUCACAGUGCCUUCACCAGACAUGAAAGCCAACUGCAAGGCCCGCAUCGAGGCCAUCAUCGUUGUACUCCAUUACUGGAAGACUGCGUGUGCUGAAGCGACCAAUGACAUCGAUCACAUGUUCGCUUUAGCGAACCAUCCGCAAGUAAUUUGGGAUACGAAGUAUCAAAAUGCCGACAGCAAUGGUGUUAAGGCGAGGAAGACUAAAGAACUCAAAGGAAAAGUCCAGGAAUUCAAUGAGACGCAGCAACGGCACACUUCAUCUCACGAUCCUUCCCCCCAAGCUUCGCGAAGAAUUGCCGCUCACGAGGCGCCUGUGGUCUUCAAUCCGGACUUUCAGCUACCCGCUUGCAUGCCUAUUAUUUCAGAGCCACCUACUUCUUCAAGCUAUCCAAUGACUGGAGACCCCGUGGCUGCAGGAAAUCCCUUCCAGAACCCGACAAUUGGUCCUGGUAGUCCUCUAUUGGGCUUCCAAGCCGGUGGCGUGGGAGCCGAUCUUAGUCCUCAUGGUCCUUCUCACCCCAUUGAUUACCCCUAUCCUGGCAUGCUGAAUCAAGAUAUUCUCGGCCAUAUGACGUUCACGGGCAAUAACCAUACCGUCAACGCAAUUGGAGUGCCUCUUAAUCCCGGUGCCAAACUCGACUCACUGUUCGCAUCUAGCCAUUUUGGAGCACGUGGACCUGAGCACUACCGGGGCGCGGUACAGAACGUCACAGGCAAACAAACAGGACAAAUAACCGCUCAAGCUAGGAAGCCGCGCCAGGUAGGAUAUCCAGCUUACUUUGACGGACCCCCACCAAUGUCGUCUUUACUCCCUGAAUACAUGGCUCGUCAGUUUCAGGGUGCUCAGAAUGCUCAACACCAAGACCCGAUGGGAGCUCAGGAUACAAAUCCGCCAAAAUACCCUCACGAAUCCUAUCUUCGAACAACACAGUUCGGCCGUAGCUUCGAUCCUGGACACUCGGCGCCUCCUCAGCCUCGCGCUUCCUCAAAGCGCCCAGCCUCUCAGCACUUUCCAGUGCACACCAACAUGCCAGCUCGCAAGCCCAAGAAACCUCGCACGAGCAAGAACACUGAACCGAUCAACCCAAACUCUCAGGCACCGCCCAUUCUACGUCCUCAGAUGGCGCAAGGCCCGCAGACAUGGCCAGCUUCCGCAGGGGCCGGUUUGCCUAGCUACCUCAAGGCUGCCCACAACGAGGCUGAGGCCGAGGCUGAAGCCUAUAGCGACUCUGAUCCCGAAGAAGACGAGCAUCUCGAGGACUCCGAAGAGCACUAUGAGCGUCCUGUGUUGAUAUCUGCGACAAACCCCGCGACAAAAGAGAAGGAUCUCAAGUCCAACAAUGGCGUAUACGCGUAUGUCGAAGACGUUCCAGAGUCGAACAGCGACUACGCAGCGGCCAACGAGAGCGAUUCGGGCUCCAACCGCGACAUCAGCGCACUCUUCGAGGAGUUCCCAGAUCCCAACGACAAGCCACCUGCCACUCCAUCUGUUUAA
Molecule: messenger RNA, 2196 nt
Organism: Didymosphaeria variabile
Lineage: Eukaryota; Fungi; Ascomycota; Dothideomycetes; Pleosporales; Didymosphaeriaceae
Exons: 2
Coding region: 1-2196 (731 amino acids)
Source: RefSeq, a predicted model, not a curated record